AUGUCCAACAACUACGGAGGUGGAUACAACGGCGGAUACGAUGAUGGACAGAUGUACGGUUCUCGACCAUCUACAAGCGCCUAUCCGGGCGUCAAGUCUACCGCAUUCUCAGGAAAACUGGAUGAGGAAUUGUCGGUCCACAUUAGAAAGGCAGUCAAUCCUGUUCUCGCUCGUUCCAAGGCCCUAAAGUCAACCAGAGCUAAAUACCCCUUUACAUCCCUCACCGCAGACGAGACAGCUCCCAAGCAAAAGCACGUACGAGCUUGUCAAGUAUAUACUUGGGACGCAAAGAACUCUACCUCCUUCUUCAAUGGAAUCAAAUCCGCCCCAAUCAUUGGUGACGAGGUCAUGACCUUCAAGGCUCUCAUCACCAUACACAAGGUCAUUCGGGGAGGGCAUCCCAGUGCUCUUGCUGAAGGAAUUAGAGAAGCUCAAUGGAUUGAAAAUAUUGGGAGAUCUGUUGGUGCUCAGGGCGGAAGAGGUUAUGGGGCUUUGAUCAAGGCCUAUGUACAAUUCCUCAUGACAAAACUGGAAUACCAUGCCGCACAUCCUGAAUUCACUGCAUCGUUUGAUUACGAGGAAUAUGUAACUCUCAAGGGUAUUGAGGAUCCUAAUGAAGGUUUCCAAACUGUGGACGAUUUGAUUAUUCUACUCGACAAGGUCGACUCAUUCCAGAAACUUAUAUUUGCCAACUUCCGACCAUCAAGCAGUAACGAAUGUCGUAUCGCUGCCCUUGUACCACUUGUGGAAGAGAGUUAUGGUAUUUAUCAGUUCCUUCUCUCCAUGCUUACAGCCUUCCAUCAAAUCAUUGGUGCUGCUGAGAUUCUAGCACCGUUGCGGAUCAAAUUUAGUGCCGGCCAUAUGGCUCUCUACAGGUUUUACUAUGAAUGUAACAACCUCAAAUACCUCACGUCUCUUAUCACGGUUCCACGAUUGUCACCUGAUCCACCAGACUUCCUCGCUGUGCCUCCUACAUUGCCAGCAAGAGGAAAGAAUGAACGAAUUAUAGACUUUUAUGAUGAUGAAACCGUCAACAUGAAUUUGCAAGAGCAGCUAUUACAACAACAAAUGAUGGAACAACAACGACAGCUCGAAAUGCAACGGCAGCUAGAAAUGCAGCAAAUGCAGCAAGCUCAAAUGAUUCCACAACUGCAACAACAGCUUGAAAUGUAUGCUCAGCGUGUCAGACAAUUGGAAGCUCAGUUAGGUCAAAUAUCUCUCAGCAAUCGAAGUCAAGAAGAAGCCAAGGAUGAGCUGAUUCGCAAGCUACAGUCUGAGGUUGACCAAUGGAAGCAGAAAUACGAGGCCUUGGCUAAAUUAUAUGCUCAAUUGAGAAAGGAGCACUUGGAUUUGUUGGGCAAGUUGAAAGAAAUGAAAGAGAAAAAGAAUGAUGAUGGUGCUGUCCUUCAAGCUGGCUUGGAUCAGAGUUUAAUGGCUCUCAAACAGCUGCAACUAGCUAGUUCAGAUCAGUUAUCACGUAUCAUUGAUAGUGUAUUGGAUUCGUGUAUUGAUCAACUUGAUACUGCCAUCCAAGAACUCGAUAAUCCAGUUGCAUCUGGUAAUAUCACCGCCUCACCUGAGUUCACUCUCACCAUCCUUGAUAAAGCUUCAGGCUCGUCAAGUGAAUUCUCCACGAGCUUUGUAAGAUAUCUACAAGGAGGAGAUCCAUACGACCCAGUUAGCUCGUCGACAUCGUUUGCUCAAACAACUAGUCUCUUACUAAGCAACGUGAAAGGUGUAAUUAGACUAGCAGCUCAAGAGGAUACCUCAGACAAGAUCCUCAACAGUGGCAAAGCAGCAGCAUCGAGUGCCAAGUCCUUCUUCACUCAAAUAAAGUCCACGAAUCUAAACAAGAUGGAUGCAUCACGACGUAUAGAGUAUGUGAAUGGCCUAGGUCGAGAUGUCAAUGCUAAAUUGACUGCAGUUGGUGGUGCUGUAGAGCAACUCUUGACAAACCAUCUACCCACAUCCGACGAUCUGGGAGAUCUAGUAGAACAAGAAAUGCUUAAUGCUGCCAAUGCUAUUGAAGAAGCUGCUCAGAAAUUGAGAGCUCUUGUCAAUAAGCCACGUGGUGAAGGAUUACAAGUCAAAGUCAAUGCAUUGAUUUUGGAUGCUGCCUUGACUAUAACCGAUGCUAUAGCCAAUUUGAUUCGACAAGCUACUGCUGUACAACAAGAAAUUGUUGCUGAGGGUAAAGGUGGUGCCAGUAAGGCUCAGUUUUACAAGAAGAAUAACAGAUGGACUGAAGGUUUGAUCUCUGCUGCCAAGGCCGUAGCGUUUGCCACCACAUAUCUCGUAGAGUGUGCUGAUGGUGUAGUUGAAGGAACACAUUCGAUGGAACAACUAGUAGUCGCCGCUACUGAAGUAUCAGCCGCCACGACUCAACUAGUAGCAGCAGCACGAGUAAAAGCCUCUCAAGGAUCUAAAUCACAAGAUCGUCUAGAAACAGCUGCUAAAGCCGUACGAGAAGCCACAAAGUCAUUGGUCAAGGCCGCCAAAGAUGCUGCUCGAAGUGCUCAAAAGGAGCAAGCAAAAGGUGAAGUGGCUGGAUGGGGUAUGAGUGAUUAUAAACUGAAGGAGAUGGCAGCUCAAGUUAAAAUCUUGGAGCUUGAGAAACAGUUGGAGCAAGCUAGGUAUACUUUGGGUGAGAUUCGAAAGUCUGGAUAUCAUGCUGCUGAUGGUGAAUGGAAUGAGAAGGAAGAUGAUUGA
Messenger RNA from Synchytrium microbalum, 2709 nucleotides. RefSeq lists its product as uncharacterized. Gene Ontology annotation, molecular function: clathrin light chain binding; actin filament binding; phosphatidylinositol-3,4-bisphosphate binding. The transcript is spliced from 10 exons. NCBI's taxonomy places the organism in Eukaryota, Fungi, Chytridiomycota, Chytridiomycetes, Synchytriales, Synchytriaceae. Gene Ontology annotation, cellular component: clathrin-coated vesicle; actin cortical patch. Gene Ontology annotation, biological process: actin filament organization; endocytosis; clathrin coat assembly. The record is from RefSeq and is a predicted model, not a curated record. The coding region runs from base 1 to 2709 and encodes 902 amino acids.